CUCAGAAUUGCCCUACAGUGUCCUCCGUCCAAGAAGCCUCCCCUGAAUCUGUCUGUCAACAAAGUAAGACAUCAACCGUGUUGAUAGGAAGCCCGCCAUGGCACAAUUUCGGGAAAAUUCUCAAUGUGGAUCUUGGCUCGCCGAUCGCAGCAGUUCCCAGCCCUGGCCGAAGGACCUCCCGAGUCAAAAACCACGGCGCAGCUAUAACUAUCCAACGCGAUUGAGUUUAGGCCGGAAGUGAUUAGAUCUGACAUCAUUUAUUAGCCUGCGCAAGCUCCCCACAUAAUUCUCCCUCUGGAGGAAAAAAAAAAAGGGCAACCACAAAAACGAGCCUCGAGAUCUCUCUCACAAUCGGAUUGGACGCGCAAGCAAACAAUCGGAAAUCAGAGCUCUGAGCAGUCACGCAGACAUGGUAACCGGCAUAUCCCACGCGAGCCUGCAGGCCAACGCGUCCACCAUCCCCUCCAAUUUCAGUAUCUACAACGCCGACUUCCUGCAUAUCCUCGGCUCGGCGCCGAAGCUGGAACUUCUCCUCGAGAACGAUGAUUUCCCCUUCGCGCACGAGGCGAGCGUGUACAUCCCAAGCACAGACUCCCUUUUCAUGUCGAGUAAUCUCUUCGUCGACCCAAUUACCAACAAAUCCACCAUCAGGGUUACCAAAGUCAAUGUGAGCGCACACCCCGUCACGGCCGAAAUCAUCAACACGACGAUCCCUUUGCCCAAUGGCGGUGUCAAUAAUGGUAACGGUAUCCUCUGGGCUGGCCAAGGGACCCUCAACGAGACGGGUGGGCUGUUCCAAAUGUCCGCGACCGCACCGUACAAAUCAGAGCUGAUUACCGGUGACUACUACGGGCGCGAGUUCAAUUCCGUUAAUGAUGUGGUCGUGGCUCGGGACGGCGCGUACUGGUUUACCGAUCCCAUUUAUGCUUGGAAGCAGGGUGUUCGUCCAAAGCCGCAGUUGCCGAAUCAGGUGUAUCGGUAUGAUCCGGUGACGAAGGAUGUGCGCGUCGUUGCCGAUGGGUUUGGUCGGCCGAAUGGGAUUUCCUUUUCGCCGGAUCAGAAGACGAUGUAUAUCAGUGAUACGGCGGAGACUAUUGGGGGUGGGACCACUGAUCUAUUGCUGCCAGCGACUAUCUACGCAUUCGACGUGACCACCAUCCACGGACAACCAUUCCUAACCAACCGGCGCGUCUUCGCCAUGCCGGGCGACGGAAUCCCGGACGGAAUCAAAGUCGACCAAAAUGGCAAUGUCUACGCGGGCUGCAAAGAUGGCGUGAAUGUCUGGUCCGCCGGAGGUAUCCUACUGGGCAAGAUCCUGAUUAAGAAUGGGACGUCCAAUUUUUCGUUCGGACGUAACGGGCGCAUGUUCAUCCUGAAUGAGAAUAAGCUAUUUGCGGCACAAUUGAACCGCACCGUGCAUGGGACGCUAUUCUAGGAUAAGGGAUGCGGUACGGGAUAUAUACGAAGUGUGCAGAGAAAGAAAGAUGGCGAUGGCGUGAUUAUCGAACGUUAUGGAUGAAGGUGAUAUGUCUCGCAGACAUACAUGACGUAUAUAGAAGAUCGCGAUCUUAGACUAGGAUCGUAGAUCGUCAUCCUGGCUGUACAGGGGGCUGAUGGUGUGACAGAACCAUCGAUUAUUUGAAGCACACUCAACUAAACAUUGGCUUUGGGUUUGCAAGAUCUUUUUAUCGUACCUGGAUUCUAAAC
Molecule: messenger RNA, 1707 nt
Organism: Penicillium brasilianum
Lineage: Eukaryota; Fungi; Ascomycota; Eurotiomycetes; Eurotiales; Aspergillaceae
Source: the annotation of a GenBank genome assembly